Molecule: messenger RNA, 1146 nt
Organism: Malassezia vespertilionis
Lineage: Eukaryota; Fungi; Basidiomycota; Malasseziomycetes; Malasseziales; Malasseziaceae
Gene: sds22
Product: protein phosphatase regulatory subunit Sds22
Exons: 5
Coding region: 1-1146 (381 amino acids)
Cellular component (GO): cytoplasm
Molecular function (GO): protein kinase binding
Source: RefSeq, a predicted model, not a curated record
AUGAGCAGCAGCACAGACGCACCUGCGCAGCCGAAGAAGGAGGUCCGUGUAGUGGGCGACAUUCCAGUAGUACAGGGCCCCCCACCUGAGCCUGAGACGGAUUCAGAGCAUGAGAAUGACCAUGAGAACGACCCCGACCCGGAGCCCGAACUCGAACUCGCGAAGUCCGAAGAAGAACGGGACGACGACAUAGAUGGCAUUGAGGAGCUCAUGUGCGCAUUCCCAGACGAUGAGACGCAUUUGGACUUGAUGCAUUUGCGUUUAAACUCCACCAAACAUUUGAACCUUGCACGAUUUGCAAAGACGCUUCAAGUCGUCGUGUUGCGUCAAAAUGCAAUCACGACGAUGCGCGGUAAGGAUUUGGGUGCACUGCCAAACUUGAAAGAUCUCGAUUUGUAUGAUAACCUAAUUGAGCAUAUUAGCGGACUUGAGCACGCUACACAACUUGAAGUCUUGGAUUUGUCCUUCAACAACAUCCGCCACGUUUCCCGGGUGGCACAAUUAAGCAAUUUGCACACGCUCUACUUGGUGCAAAACAAGAUUGCGCGCAUUCGUCCUUCUGAUUUCUUGGGUCCUAUUGCGCAUAGUCUCAAAAGCAUUGAGCUGGGGGGUAACCGAUUGCGCUCUCUGGAAAAUAUAGGGAUGCUGACGAACUUGGAGGAGCUGUGGGUGGGCAAAAACAAGAUCAGCUCUUUUGAUGGAAUUCAAUCCCUUACCAAGUUGCGCAUUCUAUCUAUCCAGUCAAAUCGCUUAACGUCGUUGGAUGGGCUGCAGACACUGACAAACCUGGAGGAAUUAUACGUGUCGCAUAACGGGAUCGAAUCGCUAAAAGGCCUCGAAAAUAAUGCGAAAUUGACUACACUGGAUGUGAGCGCAAACAGGAUAGCCAACCUUGAUGGGAUCCAACAUUUUUCGAGCCUCGAACAGCUCUGGGCAAACGAUAAUCAAAUUCAAGAAAUUAACAACUUGGCGGACUACAUUGGACCUCAGCUGAUGCCGAAGCUCGAGACGGUGUACUUGGAAGGAAACCCGUUACAGCGUGUGGCAGGAGCUAGCUACCGUCGCAAAAUGCAAUUGAUACUACCCCAGAUCACACAAUUGGAUGCUACGAGUAACUUUUCCGCUGGUAUUGUGUAUGAUACAUAG